AUGGCACAAAAUACAACUACGGCCUCUCAACCACAGCCCCCUAGGAUACGUCAUGAAUGGUAUCAAACAGAUAGUGAAGUCGUCCUAUCGGUCUUCGUCAAAAACACUAAAGCUGAGGAGGUCAAAUGCGAAUUUGGGACGCGUUCAAUCUCGCUAAACUAUAAACUACCAACCAAUGCCACCGAAGGAUGUUUCGAUUUGGAUCCGCUGAGUUACGAAAUCGAACCUUCUCAAUGUUCCUGGACAUCAUUAUCUUCAAAGAUCGAUAUUCGACUAAAGAAAAAAGUCGCCGGAAUCAAGUGGCCAACUAUUGAAGGAGAAGAGUCCGAUAGAGCGAACCCAACAGUCAUUCAAGAACCAAUUACGAGCGCGACCCGACAGCCUGCGUAUCCUUCCUCAGCACGCCGAAAAACCAACUGGGACCACCUCGCCAAUUCGGCUGAAAAAGAAGAAGAAGAAGCAGCCAAAAACCUGAACGACCCAAACGCCGGGGGAGAUCGAGCAUUGAAUGAAGUGUUUCAAAAGCUUUAUGCCGAUGCUACUGAUGAACAGAAGAAAGCGAUGAUGAAAAGUUACGUGGAAAGUAACGGGACCGCUUUAAGCACCGAUUGGUCUGACGUCAGUAAGAAGAAAAUGGAUACCAGGCCUCCGGACUCAAUGGUCGCCAAGUCUUGGAAAGAGUGA
Molecule: messenger RNA, 684 nt
Organism: Puccinia triticina
Lineage: Eukaryota; Fungi; Basidiomycota; Pucciniomycetes; Pucciniales; Pucciniaceae
Exons: 6
Coding region: 1-684 (227 amino acids)
Biological process (GO): protein stabilization
Molecular function (GO): protein-folding chaperone binding
Source: RefSeq, a predicted model, not a curated record